Molecule: messenger RNA, 710 nt
Organism: Prorocentrum cordatum
Lineage: Eukaryota; Dinophyceae; Prorocentrales; Prorocentraceae
Source: the annotation of a GenBank genome assembly
CCCGUCGAGUCUGCAAACAAGCGCGUGGAAUUAUCCGUGCAUGCGCGACCAUGGCACGUCUUGGUUUACAGGUGCGACGGACGAGCCGCUCUUUCGGGGUGCGUGGCUCAGCUCUGCAGCUGCUCCCCUGCUCGAAGGUCGUGGAGCCCCUCCUGCAGGGCGGGGGCCGACGCGGCGAGCAGGUGCGCUGGGGCUUCUUCGCGGUGUACGACGGCCACGGAGGGCGGCAGGAGGUGGACUACUGCGAGAAGAAGCUGCACGACGUCGUCCUCGCCGAGCUGCGCGCGAUGGUCCCCGGCCCGAACUGUCAGGAGGGCGUGAAGGCCGCCCUCGCCUCGGCCUUCAAGAAGGUCGACCGCCAGCUGGAGAUGCUGGGGGCCUGGAGCAGCGGCUGCACGGCGACGGUGGCCUUGGUGCGGCGGCAGAGCGCGGGAGCGACGCUCUUCGUGGCCAACGUGGGGGACUCGAGGGCCGUACUGCUCGGCGGCCGCCGCGGCUUCCAGCGGGUCAGCAGGGACCACAAGGCCUCGGACCCGGCGGAGGCGCAGCGGGUGGUCGAGGAGCUCGCGGCCCUUCCCCGGGAGGCGACGAGAGGCUCAGGUCGGGCGAGUUUCGAGGUUCGAGGCCUUGAGGUUCUCGCACGUCCUCGUCGGUCCUCGGCGGCGUCCCCGCCCAGGGGUUGCCCUCCAGCGGCUGCGCCUCGACGAGAG